Lotus japonicus is the source of this 1443-nucleotide messenger RNA. Its product is annotated as pectinesterase 1-like. Lineage: Eukaryota; Viridiplantae; Streptophyta; Magnoliopsida; Fabales; Fabaceae. Gene Ontology annotation, biological process: cell wall modification. The transcript is spliced from 4 exons. Gene Ontology annotation, molecular function: pectinesterase activity. The coding region runs from base 88 to 1188 and encodes 366 amino acids. The record is from RefSeq and is a predicted model, not a curated record.
UGUCCUAUCAUUUGCAAAAUCACUCAAUCUUUGUUCAUCAUUCACCCCAGAAACAAAACUUCAAUAGCAAAAUCAAGAACUAAAAACAUGGCUUCAAAAACCAAAAUUUGCAUUACUCAAGUGGCUUUCAUAGCUUUUCUCAUAGCUGAUGUUGUUCUAUGCGAUGACAAUGUGCCAGUUCCUGCAGAUAGGGCUCAAGUUGACAAAUGGUUUAGUGAAAAUGUUGGGCCCUUAGCUCAGAGGAAGGCUACCCUGGACCCUGCACUAGUGGCGGCGGAGGAUUACCCUCCUAAGGUUGUGAAGGUUAAGCCAGAUGGAAGCGGCGAUUUCAAGACCAUCACGGAGGCCAUUAACAGCAUUCCUAUAGCGAACGCCAAGCGUAUGAUUGUGUACAUUGCAGGCGGAAAUUAUAAUGAGAAAGUGAAAAUUGAUAGAGGAAAGCCAUUUAUUACCUUUUAUGGAGAACCAGGGAACAUGCCAAACUUGACAUAUGGGGGCACUGCAAAACAAUAUGGCACUCUUGACAGUGCUACAUUGAUCGUUGAAUCGGAUUACUUUGUGGCCACUAACAUCAUCUUCUCGAACUCUGCACCAAGACCUGAUGGAAGGGAGGACGAACAAGCAGUAGCAUUGAGAAUUACUGGUGACAAAGCAGCAUUUUAUAACUGCAAGUUUUUUGGAUUCCAGGACACGUUGUGUGAUGAUAGGAAUAAGCAUUUCUUCAAAGAUUGCUUUUUUCAAGGCACCGUGGACUUUAUUUUUGGAAGUGCGAAAUCUCUAUAUUUGAGGUCACAGCUGAACGUGCUCGGCGAUGCCCAAAUGACAGCAAUAGCAGCACAAGGAAGGAAAAACACGGUAGAUGACGAAGGCUUCACAUUUGUCCAUUGCGACAUCACUGGAACCGGGAAUGGAACCUACUUGGCAAGAGCAUGGAUGUCUCAUUCUAGAGUGAUUUAUGCUUACUCCCAAAUGACCGAUGUUGUGAAUGAUGCCGGGUGGACCGACACCAUGGCGGUGGACUAUGGCGAGACUGUGUAUUUUGGAGAGUACAAUAACGCAGGACCUGGUGCAGAUCGUACUGGGCGACCUGAGUAUGUGAAGCAACUAAGUGAUGCUGAGGUCAAACCUUUCAUUACGCUUGCUUCGAUUGAAGGUUCCAAAUGGCUACUUCCUCCAUCAAAAGUCUAAUUGAUCGAUCACCACAUUCUUCUAUAUAUAUGGCAAUAAUAUUGGUCAUGCACCCCACAUUUUGUUAUACUGGUGGUGAAUUAGGAAAAGGCUCAGCUCAUAAAGUUGUUCGUGCUUGUAAUUUAUUUUUUGUGUUUUUUUAAAGUAAAAUAUGUAUAAUAUAUAUGAAAAGUUGAGAAAAAACUCAUCUCAAUUUAUUUUAGUGUUUAACAUAUCAACAUUGUAAUAAUAAGAGGUAGUUGUUUUUGAUAGACA